Drosophila bipectinata is the source of this 852-nucleotide messenger RNA. RefSeq lists its product as uncharacterized. The record is from RefSeq and is a predicted model, not a curated record. Lineage: Eukaryota; Metazoa; Arthropoda; Insecta; Diptera; Drosophilidae.
AUGAGCUCUCCCGCGCAGAAACGAUCAGGAUCCAAGGGCCAGAAGGUGGCGAACCUUGUACCGCAGAUCCUUUCCGAUGUUCCAGCCACCUUCGAUGUAAUGCAAUUGAAUAGCCAUGGCCUGAGCAGCGGUCGAGGCGUCCAACUGCCGCCGCUGAUGACCAGGGGAAAGAUCCGACCGGAACAAGUGGACCAUGCCCAGUUCCGGGUUCUGGACCCGCAUUCCAAGGCUCUCAGCGAUCAGCAGUUUAACGCACUAAUCAAGCGGCUGGUCAAGUGCUUCAUGUCAGAGGUGGCUAUUACAAAGAAGUUGCGCAAGCUGACCGCCCACCCCAUCGGGCUCCGACCCACCGAUGAGGAUAUGAUCCACCAUCUGGAGACCCUCCGUCGCAACUAUGAGGCCGAGCGUUCGGUCCUCGUUGUAAAGCUCAGUCUGGAUAAAAGGUUUAAUGAUGCUGGCGUGCGAUCCACCAGCUCAUCCAAAAAGUCCAGAUCCUUGAACUUAUAUCCUAAGCGCAAGGAGCCUGGGAUAGUAACUAUUCCCGAUGAGUCGCACGACCCCGAUAUUCGACCCGCCUUCUCCAAAAAGCGCCAGACCGGAGGAUCUUUGGUCGCAGUGCCAAGUAAUAUACCCUUCGUCAAUAACAGUAUUGCAUCGCCAUUGAAUCUUUCUCAGAAGCUCCAAAAAAAACUAGAAAGAUUGCAAAGGUCCGAUCCGAAAAUGUCACUGUCCACCUGCUCCCGAGCUUCAAUGUUUUCUGCCAUCGGGGAGCCUCAAAUAAGUCCUCCUCAAUCCACCAGCGAAACUGAUAUAUUCUAUGAUAUGCCAACCGUCGUAAUGGGUAGUUUUUGA